Messenger RNA from Rhagoletis zephyria (snowberry fruit fly), 4412 nucleotides. RefSeq names its product CUB and LDLa domain (gene Culd). Gene Ontology annotation, molecular function: protein binding. Lineage: Eukaryota; Metazoa; Arthropoda; Insecta; Diptera; Tephritidae. The record is from RefSeq and is a predicted model, not a curated record.
AAGCAUUUAAGUAGUUUUUCUGACGUGCAGAAAGUCGAACCGUUUGCAGUCGGACAGCACACGUUGUGCCCGAACUGACAUUAUAUUGCGCUACCUUAGACGCUAAGAAACUGGAAAACUGCGACACAUGAAAUCAAAAUUAUGGAUGCUCUACCUGAUCUUACCAUAUUUGAAGUGAUGCAGCUCUCUUUUCUUUCUAGAUCCUUCUUUGUUUAUCCGCUAGAUAUCAUGCGUCAUCACGAAUGUAGCAUCGUCUCAGGUUAUUUUGAACGCGCUUAUGACCCGGUGAGAGCUUAGCUUUAACGCAAAUUUUAGCGUUCCCAAAACUGAGCUCCAUAAAAUAAGGAUGAGCACAGCAUAUUUGAGUGCAAAUCUGUUUCAUCUGCCAAUGUAAUCAGCCAUAGCUGAGUGAUGAGAGGUGCAAAGUACCAAGGUUCGGUUCCUGGUCAGAGCAACCUCAAAUAAGUAAGGCUUUUUCUAAUAGCGGUCGGCCCUCGGCAGGCAUUGGCAAACAUCUGAGUGUGUAUUUCAGCAUUAGAAAAGCUUCUCAUAUAAAACCGUCUGCCGUUCGGAGGUGACGUAAAACUGUAGGUCCCUCCAUUUGUGUAACAAUAUCAAGCCGCACACCACAAUUAAGAAAAAAGAUACUCAACCGAAUACAUAGCAAAAGAGCAAGCGCCAUAAUAUUAUUAUUAUUAAUCAGCAUGAAAAGUGUGGAUCUUCGGCGAUACUUGGAGGUUCUCAAGCCAUUCCUAUAUGAUCCCACUAUCAGGCUGACAGACACUAUGCUACCGAAAUUAUACUUCGACAAGCCUUACAAGGUCAGAAUAUGAAGCGAUAAUAACCAGAAAAGUCUGGCAAUGACCACAAACCCAGCCGUCUUCGUUGAGGGACAAAUGAUGCCAGUAUAAAUAUUACGCCGGAUAGUCAGCAGCUUUAAAGGCCUUAGACCAGUGUGCGUGGAAUUGAUGUCACGUGUGCGAACAAGUCGUGCAGUGGAAUGAAGCUUUCGCUGCCUUCUCAAGCAGAGCGUGUAUGUAUACGCGAAUACGACGCGCAGUCGCCCGCCGGGUAGACGCUGCCCAGCUGUACCGUAGACUCAUUUAGAACUGCAUCAAGGCUUGUUGUAAACUCUUUUAACCACCUAGCAGUCCACAAUAGAAUAAUGCUGUGGUCGGUGUUGGAACAUGAAGGUGCUUAACUUCUUAAAUUGGCUACAGUUGGAAUGAUUACAAUUACGGUUGAACAUAAUAGAUCUUUUUAGGUCGCAGUACGAGUAUACUCGACCUAAUAACAAUAACGACCUACCUUGGUCUUACGGAGUUAAACUUCUGCGCUGAUGAAUUUCGCUUAGCGGUAACUGCAAGUGAUAGAUUACCUACGAGUUUCGCUCCUGGAGUGAGAGAUAUACCAAAAUCUCCGUCCACAUUUUUUGGAAUACCUCGUCUCUGGUGAAUUAACCAGGUCUAAGGCUCACUAAUAAAGCCUAAACAGUACGUUGGCGAUAUGGCAUCGAAAACAAAGAAGUACAUACUCGUACGUUCAUUGAAAAUCAAUUGGAAAACAUGCGUUAAAAAUUAUUUUUGAGCAGUUGCAUACGUAACCCAUUCAUUGAUUAUUCUGGCGUUACAUCUUCCGUUCUAAGGCUUGUAUUCACUUUCCGCUCAAUAGCUCCCGUUCGAAAGGUCUUUAACCUCACAUCAAAGCUCGUCGAAAUGCAAUCGCACCAGCUUUUUACACUCUUUCGCAAGAACAAUAAAAAACACCAGAGUUGAGCAAAAUUUUCGUUUUAUUUUCUACAAAUCCACAUACAUCGUUCAGCGCUAACUGACCAGCACUUUUGGGGUUUCAAUUGAGCUAUGCACAAGUCAGCUUUUAUUAGAUUUGUCGCAGUGCUAGUUGCAGUCUUUCGGAAAUACCCAAACGAGCAACAUGCGUGUACCGAUAGACACGCGUAAAAAGCAAAAUAAAAAACAUUAAUUUAAUAAUAAAAAAAAAACCAAAACACUCGCAAGGACCCGCAUUUCUUUUCGAAAUUUCAAUAAAAUCGCCAUCAUUUUGUUUUUGUGUUUAAAUACUUACUUACAGCGCGUUGAAAUCAAGGAAAUGCUAUCAAAUCUCAAACGACCAUUAGUAAGUGUAUCCUUCGUAUUCCCUCCACUGCUGUGGGUGAUAACAUGUUUGUUGGCGUCAGUGAGCGGUUAUCCUUCGAACACUUUUCGGGAUCUCGAUAUCUGCAAUCAUUGGAAUGGACGUCGACAUUUCCUGGAAUUGGGCGAACGCGGCGAUUUGCAUGCGCGUAAUGUCACCACAUCCGCUUUUCGAAGCACCCUGUUCUCGCCCACAAAUCCUAGCCAAAUGAAGAAUCGCAGCAGCACAGAUAUUUGGUAUCAGUGCAAUUUGGAGCUGGUGACCUGCGCUGAGUGCGUCAUUCGCAUAACAUUCACGCACAUCAACUUCUCUAAGACGUGCGAACGCAUUGCCAAUUCGGGUAUUGGAAAAUCCUCACUUUGUCCUUGCGAACAUAUUCAAUUCUCAGAACCACCGUAUGACACAACGAUUUCGGGCCAGGAGUUCUGUGGCGAUGGCAAAGUGUUUCGCAGUAAAACGCGUACGUUGUUGCUGAAAUUCUUCUAUCGCGCGACCAAUAGUCAUGUCUUUUCGCUGCAGUACUUCUCGGAAAGAAAUGUUAAAAUUGUUAGCGGCUCACCGCGCCAGGCCAUAAUCAGCAACUAUUCCAAAAAUGAGCCGCAUGUUAUCUCAACUCCCUACUUUCCUAUGCCAUAUCCUCGUGAUUACGGCAUUGAACAUAUACUAACAUGUGAAUCGGAAAACUGUCAAGUGCGACUGGAUUUUACCGACUUUCAGUUGGGCCUAACCUCAACAUUGGAAAUAUUCGAUUCGAACGGUCAAAUGUUGGACUCGUACACCGGUGAACAUUUUCGUCCGCCCAUCACAAUUAGCAAUGGUAAAUCACUAUUGUUGCAAUUCCGUGGUAACGGUAAUACGGGUGUCGGAUUUCGUGCCGAGAUAUCUUUCGUUUCAUCCAAGCAAUUGAAGGAAGAUCGUUUAGUGCCAUAUACAGAUUGUGGCGGCAUGGUUUCCGGACCAGGUGGCGCAAUCACUAUGAUGAAUAUGAUCGAAAAUAACACCGAUGUAAGAUUUUACGAUUGCAUAUGGAUAAUUAAGCCUGGCAACAAUUACAUGAUGAUGAAGACACACAUUUCGCUGCGCGUUGAAGAAUUUCAUGGCAUGGCUUCACGUUCGGAUCUAACCAUACGUCAGGGUACAACAUCGGAUGCUGCUGAAAUUGAGAGUGUUGUGUGGCCUAAUAAUGGCAUGAGUAAAGAGAGUCACAUUGUGCCGGUGCUAACAGGCUACUAUAUACGCCUGCGUGGUGUCUUCGGCAUGUCAUCGAAACUGGCCAUUUCCUACAGUGUUUUCAACUAUUUAAAUUGUUAUAUUGGUUCGGAAUUCCUUUGCGGUAAUAAUCAUUGCAUCUCAAUAAGGCUACACUGUGAUGGCUUUGAUCAUUGUGGUGACGGUUCUGAUGAACCAGAAUCAUGCGAAGAGGAUUGGGCGCAUUUACAAAACGAUCGACGCUGGUAUUCACAUAAGCCGAAUUAUUAUUUUCCCAAAAUAGAGCAGUAUCCUGACUUGAAAACAGCUACUGGUAUUUUCAUAAUAAGUACGCUGGGUAUUUUUGCCGUACUAACGGGUUGGAUGGUCAUAUUGUACCGCAUGGGUGUGAGGGCACGCCAUCAACGCGAACUGCAAAGUCAUCUGCAAACUAUUAGUGAGCUACUAGACCGCCAAGAGGAAAUGACGCCCGACGAACCGCCCAGCUAUGAAGCACCACCCGACUAUGAGGAAGUAAUCAAGGUUGGCAUGGAACAGGAGAUACGUGAUGCACGCCAACGUCAACGGCGUCGCCAUCAUCACCAUCCCGAGCACGGUUGUGGGCACGCCGCCUGCAUUCUACCGCACACACAUACCUGCGAUCGUCCGACCACAUCGGCGGCUGCCGCAGCCAUUGCGCUUAACGGCACUGUGGCUAUUACAAAUGGUGUCGGCGGUGCGCAAUUGCCCGAUGCAGAAAUACGCAAUGAACUGGCUAAUCGUGUACUAAUGGCUACCGCAGCUUGUGAAUCACGUUUACAGGCGCUGCAGGCGCGUCAGAAUCGGGCACACCUGCGCAGGGAUGCUGCUGCUGUCAAUCCAUGGGGAUUCAGUCGGGCCCGACAUCGCUUCCCAUUGGGUGUGAAUUAUCCCCAACCGUUGGCGAACAGCCGGAGACCGGGACGAGCUCUACCGGAACGCCCAGUCAACUUGAGGAACGAAGUGCCGAAUUUCGAGAUGACUCACUCAAUAUAUCGCUCACUCUAGGCAUACCACAAACAACAAUGGCUCUU